AUGAUCUCCCCCUCAAAGAUGCAGAAUCCUUCGUGUCUGCUUUAUGGUCCUGGAGAUGCCCGAUUCGAAGAUCAGCCCCUUCCUAUCAUAGAAGACCCUUACGAUGUGAUCAUUCGGAUUGCUUAUACCGGCGUGAGCGGAAGUGAUGUCGAUUUUUGGUUUAAUGGAGGGACCGAGAAGUCUGUCUCGGAGGAUGAUCCUCUAAUACUGGGUCAUGAAGCCUCGGGCAUUGUACAUGCCAUUGGUCCGGGAGUAUUAAACCUUCAACUAGGCGAUCCUGUCGCUAUAGAGCCCGGCGCUCCAUGCCGACUCUGUAGUCGCUGUAAACUAGGCAAAUAUAACCUCUGUCCUGAGAUGAGGUUUGCCGCCUCGCCACCUUUCCAUGGCACAUUGACAAAAUAUUAUAAAAUUCCAGCAGACUGCUGCUACAAGAUUCCGCCUAGUGUGGGAAUAUCCUUUGGCCUUGACGAAGCGGUGCUUAUUGAACCCUUGGCUGUGGCUGUACACUCAGUUCGUCAGCUUGGCGUGCAACCUGGUGAUAAGGUUGUUGUUUUUGGUGCAGGUACCAUUGGAUUACUCUGUGCAGCUGUGGCGCGUGAGUUCGGUGCUUCGACUAUUAUGUCGGUGGAUAGAAAUCGGGAUAAAUUGGAUUUCGCGCAUUCGUUCGUUCCGAAUGGACGAUUGUCUUUUUCUACUGCGAUUCCUAAUCAGUCCCUUUCGUCGGAGGAAAAUGCGCAGUGUCUUAGAGGUAUGCAUCGGAGUUCGCAUUUUACUGAGUCUGAUGUCCCCGGCUUUGAUGUUGCAAUUGAGGCUACGGGUGUGGAUUAUUGUAUUCAGAUGGCGAUUCAUUCCUUGAGGGUUGGUGGUUCCUUUGUGCAGACGGUGUUGGGAAAUACGAGGAAUGUGGUCUUUCCUAUUGCAACGGUCUUGGAGAAUGAGAUUAAUGUCAAGGGGUGUUUCCGGUAUGCGGCGGGUGAUUUCAAGAUGGCGCUUGAAUUGGCAUUUACACGGAAAAUUGAGUUGAAGCCUCUCAUUACGAAUGUGGUGGAUUUUGAGAAUGUGACGGAGGCUUGGGAGACUGUGAGACUUGGUCAUGGAAUCAAGACCUUGGUUCGGGGAGUUGGGUAUAAUGACGAUCUAGAAGAUUUCUUAUCUCCCACAUCGCUCUACAUCAUGUAA
Penicillium malachiteum is the source of this 1179-nucleotide messenger RNA. Its product is annotated as NAD(P)-dependent alcohol dehydrogenase. Gene Ontology annotation, molecular function: zinc ion binding; L-iditol 2-dehydrogenase (NAD+) activity. Bases 1 to 1179 code for a protein of 392 amino acids. The record is from RefSeq and is a predicted model, not a curated record. Gene Ontology annotation, biological process: D-sorbitol catabolic process. Lineage: Eukaryota; Fungi; Ascomycota; Eurotiomycetes; Eurotiales; Aspergillaceae. The transcript is spliced from 2 exons.